GCGAUGAUCGCCGACGCAAAGAACAAGACAGCGCUCAUGCCGUGGGUACUUAUGCACGGGGUUUUUUGCAUGCUUAGCCUGGCUGCGACCUUCUCCUUGUGGAUCUCAGUUGCGGGGCACGAGGCUGGGACGACUUGCACCAAGUUGCAGGAAUUGAGCCCGACUUUCUGCGCAGAGCAGUCUUUGGGAUGGAUAAGUCCGGCUCCUGACGGGUUUUCGGCCUCGGAAUGCUGCCAUCAGCUCCUGUCGUCGACGAUGACUACAACCGUCACUCAGACGACUACUCGCACGCUUCCAUCCAAACGAGCUUUGCCAUGCUUGUGCAAUGCUUCCGUCGCAGAGCUGCUCUGCGAAACAGGCACUGGCCAGGUGUGCUCCUUGCUAGAUACCGAAGAAAGGACAGAAGCCUGUUUUGCUGCUGGGACACUCUGCACCCCUGCCACAUCGUGUCGGACCCGGGCAAGCCUUUCUGCAGAUUGCAGUCGAUUUCUCGAGGAGUCAGAUUGCUCUCGCCAGGCAGCCUGCAUUUGGGAAGAUGCCGAAGUCACCUAUGCCUAUCAAUGCUGGCCGACCGAAAGUCGGGACGCCAUCUCGGUGGGCUUGUGCGCUGGAUACUUGUCAAAGUCGUCAUGUAACGAGCAGAUCAUUUGCAAGUGGCAGCUUCUACCCCUUGGUGAAGAGCGAUGUAGCAAUGGGGGAACUUGGCGUGGCUGUACCAGCAGUAUACCAUCCCUCGACCACCUCUGCAGUGAGUUCAAGACAUCACCUGAUUGUGCAACAGACCGUUUCUGGGUCUUUUUGUUGCGGGAUCCUUCUAGGAUAUCACAACUGCGGUUUUCUACUCUAGUUGUCUGUAAAAGUGUAUCUGUUUGA
Messenger RNA from Symbiodinium necroappetens, 873 nucleotides. The record is from the annotation of a GenBank genome assembly. Lineage: Eukaryota; Dinophyceae; Suessiales; Symbiodiniaceae.